Messenger RNA from Volvox carteri f. nagariensis, 571 nucleotides. RefSeq names its product component of cytosolic 80S ribosome and 60S large subunit (gene rpl17). Gene Ontology annotation, biological process: cytoplasmic translation. Gene Ontology annotation, cellular component: cytosolic large ribosomal subunit; ribosome. Lineage: Eukaryota; Viridiplantae; Chlorophyta; Chlorophyceae; Chlamydomonadales; Volvocaceae. The record is from RefSeq and is a predicted model, not a curated record. Gene Ontology annotation, molecular function: structural constituent of ribosome. The transcript is spliced from 4 exons. The coding region runs from base 26 to 541 and encodes 171 amino acids.
UUGCACGUAGCGAAACGACGCAAAAAUGGUCAAGUACGCGCGUGAGCCGGAGAACGCGGACAAGACCGCUAAGGCCAAGGGGUCGGACUUGCGUGUGCACUUCAAGAACACCAGGGAAACCGCUUUUGCCCUUCGCAAGAUGUCGCUGAACAAGGCCAAGAAGUACCUUGAGGACGUGAUUGCGCACAAGCGCUGCAUCCCGUUCCGUCGGUACCAGGGCGCUGUUGGCCGCACUGCCCAGGCUAAGAAUGAGGGCAACCCCGGCGGCCAGGGUCGCUGGCCGGUCAAGUCGGCCGAGUUCAUCCUGAACCUCCUGAAGAACGCGGAGAGCAACGCUGAGGUCAACCGGGCUAUGCGGCAGCGCCGCCGGACCUACCGCGCUCACGGUCGUGUGAACCCAUACAUGAGCUCACCGUGCCACAUCGAGCUCAUGAUUUCGGAGAAGUCCUCCGGCGUCAAGGCCGAGAAGGACACCAAAGAGCGCAAGCUCACCAAGGUGGAGCUGGCGAAGCGUCUGCGCAGCGGCUCGGCGUCGGCUUAAGCGGAUGCAACCUGUAACGUGAAUAUGCUG